Molecule: messenger RNA, 684 nt
Organism: Clonostachys rhizophaga
Lineage: Eukaryota; Fungi; Ascomycota; Sordariomycetes; Hypocreales; Bionectriaceae
Source: the annotation of a GenBank genome assembly
AUGAAGUCUUUUGCAGCAAUUGGCGUGUUGGUGUCUUUUUUCUCUGGCCAGCAAGUGGUGGCGAACAAGGAUGUCGUCACACUUUACGCCAAGUCCAACGCAUAUAUCCAGGAGGCUUCAGCAACUCUUGUUCUUGGAGAUGUUCCCAAUCCCAUUACUGGAGAUGUAGCUCUAUGGAGCGCCAUUAUGAUGGAAAAUCAGGCCUCUUUCCUCCAAGGAGUUACUGAGAAUGCUCCUGCCGGUUUGGGAUACUGCGACAAUCUUGGAAAGCAAUGGUGCAACUUUGCGUAUGCCCUUAUCAACGGGAGCUCCGAGCCAAAGAAUGGCAACCCUGUCAAAGCGGCACCUGGCUCUCGAGUCAAGACGCAUUACAAACUUAACUCCUCCACCCAGGAAUGGGAUCAGGAUGUUUACAUCGACAACCAACUUGUCUCUAGCAUCUCUACCAGUAAGGGACAGCAUGGAUGGAUUUUCUACAUUUCUGUCGAGUGCGCAGCGGGAACUUGCUCUACUGCCCCAGCUCACAGCUGGGAAGACGUUACCAUCACGCUCAGUCAAGCUGAUCCAAGCUUUGGCCAUACGGGUAACUGGGAUCAGGGAGCUACGGGGGGAGAAAUGUCAACAUCCGACGGAGGCAAAACUUGGAAGCUCACCUCGCUUGAGAUUCCAGCAAUCAACGCUUAG